CCUCUAUUCCUUUUGGUUUUCACAGUAGAUAUUGUUUGAUUUCUUGCAUUGGCACAAAAUGUGACUAUUGUUUGAUUGUGUGGUCCUUUCAUAAAAGGUGGAGUCUGAUUGGUGUGCAGGGGGCUACGUAGAUUGUUUGAGCAAGGGCUGGUUAAACAUUAUCAUGUGGAGAGUGCUCCAACAUGGUGGCUGAGUAUAAAGCUUUAUUGGAUGGUUUACAACUUAUUUUUGCUUAUGGGUUGUUUGGUUAUAGCUUUGUAAUUGAAUGUGACUCCCUGGUGCUGGUCAAUUCUGGUAUGGGUGCUUGUGAUUGCCCAUGGACCUGUUUGGGUUAUCUGAGGCAGAUCAGAUGUCUUCUGAAACAGCUGCAGCAUCGAUUGGUUCAUGUUUAUAGGGAAGCUAAUUCAGUUGCCGAUAGGUUAGCUGCUCAAGCUGUGAUGAGUGGAUGGUCUUCUAAUUUUACGCGCGGGUUCGACUGUCUUGUGAGGUUGGGGUUACUUUGUUGAAUGACCAGCUUGGCAUGCCUCUUCUGUGAAAGAAGAGAAGACUUGUUUUUUAUGACAAAGGUUAAUUUGGCCUUGAAAAGUUUGUUUGAAAUCUCUGGAAAGGUUGCUGGCAGUGAUGAAGAGGAUGACUGGGAGCAGCUGGUUUUUGUUUCGAGAAUUUUGAUUGUUAGUAUGGUUUUUGUUGUUUUGUUUUUGGUAGCCGGAUGUGCCUUUUUGGUUGUUUUAUAAGGUGUUUGUGCCUUAUCUUUGUUUCUUGUAA
Molecule: messenger RNA, 765 nt
Organism: Ilex paraguariensis (yerba mate)
Lineage: Eukaryota; Viridiplantae; Streptophyta; Magnoliopsida; Aquifoliales; Aquifoliaceae
Source: the annotation of a GenBank genome assembly